Polistes dominula (European paper wasp) is the source of this 1037-nucleotide messenger RNA. RefSeq lists its product as uncharacterized. The record is from RefSeq and is a predicted model, not a curated record. Lineage: Eukaryota; Metazoa; Arthropoda; Insecta; Hymenoptera; Vespidae.
AUGUGGUCCUCGCCCAUCUCAAAGAAAAACCGCUCUAAGAAUGUGGAUCCGUGUUUGGAUGGACAUGUUAAGAAACUGAACGUAGAUGCCAAUUUAAAGAAUCCGAUGCAGAAAAGUUAUUCUACCAGUACAGUGGAAAAUGAACAAGGUGCUAAAAAAGGAAGUAACGAUUUAAAGGAUACUACUACUACUACAGCUCAUAGUAAUAUUAAAUCGGACAAAAAGAAUCCCUUGUCCCAGUUUUAUUACAAUGGCGUAGAAUCAAAUCGUAAACCACGCUUACGUACUUCGAUUGUGGAGGGUAUUACGAAAGGGAAGAAGAUCGACGAUAAGGAGGAACGUAAUCGAAGUGUUAAGUAUCAUUGCGAGUCUACUACGAAAAAGUUUUUGUGGAGUGGAAAUUUUCAUCCUUUAAGAAAUCUUGGUAGAUCGUCGUUGACUGUAGAACCUGAUAAAAUCACCAUAAGCUCGUCAAAAUAUUCGCCAUGUGCUAGUAGGCUCGCAGCUAGUUCGAAGAUAUUAUCUAACGAUUUAGGGGCAAAUUCUGACAGUCCUUUGCAUGUACCAAGAUCGAGAAGUCCAUCCCGAUUGGACGUACAACCAACGGAAAAUAAUUUGCCGAAGAACGUCGUUAUUGACGAAAGAACGUCGAUGCAGGGAAGUUUGUCAUUAAAUAUACAACAAUUUUUAAAGACUAAAUGUGCACCACGUAGUAAAAGUGUCGACGACAGUUGUGUAACUUCACUGACUAGCGAAGCUACGACGCUUAGUUAUUCACCCACUAGCACGGAGGUAUUGUCUUUAGGAGAGGUCGGUCAGCAAACGUCCUCGGCCGAAGGCUCUGCUAGUUAUUCUGAAGUGAUGAAAGAGAAACUGGUCAUAGAGUGCUCUGAUAAAGUUCAAAGAGCGUCAUUAGAAACUAAGUGUUAAUAACUCUGAUACAUUUCGCUCAUUGCUGUUCCGCCAAUUUCUCUCUUCCAAAUACCUUUAAAAAAAACAAACAAACAAACAAACAAACAAACAAACAAACAAACAAA